AUGUUCUCAACGGCUCGUCGGCGCUGCGUGCACGCCUGCGUGGCCUCCAAUGCCCGCGCCUUCAGUGUCUCGGCGCCAUGCGCCUCCAAGAUCGGCCGGGCACCGCUGUCCCUUCCGCCGGAGGUGACCCUCGAGGUUCUUGCGCCGCCAGCUCAAAGAGGGCUGAGGGUCAGCCGAGAUGUGCCUCUCUCGACAGCCGUCGUCAAGGGCCCGCUUGGAGAGUUGUCUAUGUCCAUCCCGCCCUUUGUUCGCAUUGAGCGCGCCACUCCCGACAGCCCGCCCACCAUUCAAGUCCUGAAGCCUAAGCAGAAAGAACAGCGUGAGAUGUGGGGCACCAUUCGGGCAUACUUGCAAAACAACGUCUUAGGAGUGUCAGAAGGCCAUACCGCCAUCUUGCGUCUUGUUGGCGUCGGUUACCGUGCAACCGUUGAGAAAGAAGCAACCACCGUCCAGGCCGAGUUCCCCGGCCAGCAAUUCGUCAACCUCAAGGUCGGCUUCACACAUCCCGUCGAGCUGCCAAUUCCAAUGGGCGUCAAGGCUAGCACGCCCCAGCCGACCCGUAUACUUUUGGAAGGAGUUGAUAAGGUUGCGGUCAUGUCAUUUGCGGCCAAAAUCCGGGCAUGGCGGAAGCCCGAGCCAUACAAGGGCAAGGGUAUAUUCGUCAACGGCGAGACGAUCAAACUUAAGUCGAAGAAGAUCAAAUAGAGCAGAACACUGGCGCAAUUGUACAGAAACUGUAUUUUAUUUAUUUCUGGGUAUAUU
Molecule: messenger RNA, 762 nt
Organism: Aplosporella prunicola CBS 121167
Lineage: Eukaryota; Fungi; Ascomycota; Dothideomycetes; Botryosphaeriales; Aplosporellaceae
Exons: 2
Coding region: 1-705 (234 amino acids)
Biological process (GO): translation
Cellular component (GO): mitochondrial large ribosomal subunit; ribosome
Molecular function (GO): structural constituent of ribosome; rRNA binding
Source: RefSeq, a predicted model, not a curated record